Messenger RNA from Limanda limanda (common dab), 1071 nucleotides. It is a transcript of the gene gna14a, whose product is annotated as guanine nucleotide binding protein (G protein), alpha 14a. Gene Ontology annotation, biological process: adenylate cyclase-modulating G protein-coupled receptor signaling pathway; phospholipase C-activating dopamine receptor signaling pathway; action potential. Gene Ontology annotation, cellular component: heterotrimeric G-protein complex. The transcript has 7 exons. Gene Ontology annotation, molecular function: guanyl nucleotide binding; G-protein beta/gamma-subunit complex binding; GTPase activity. Lineage: Eukaryota; Metazoa; Chordata; Actinopteri; Pleuronectiformes; Pleuronectidae. Bases 7 to 1071 code for a protein of 354 amino acids. The record is from RefSeq and is a predicted model, not a curated record.
GAAGUGAUGGCUGGAUGUUGUGCGUCGGCGGACAAUAAGGAGAACCAGAGGAUCAACGAGGAGAUCGAGAAGCAGCUGCGCAGAGACAAGAAGGACUCGCGCCGGGAGCUGAAGCUGCUGCUGUUAGGUACUGGAGAGAGUGGAAAGAGCACCUUCAUCAAACAGAUGAGGAUUAUACACGGAGGAGGAUUCACAGCUGAGGACAAGAAGAACUACAUCAAACUGGUUUACCAGAACAUCUACACGUCCAUGCAGACGAUGAUCCGAGCCAUGGAGACACUCCAAAUACCCUUCGCUGAUCCCCAGAACAAGGGCCCUGCAAACUCCAUCCUGGAGUUGGAGGUGGACAAGGUGGAGGAUUUGGAUGAAGCAAUGGCGACGGCCAUCAAGAAUCUGUGGACCGAUAAAGGAAUACAGGAUUGCUACGACCGCCGCAGAGAGUACCAGCUGUCAGACUCCACCAAAUACUAUCUCACCGACCUGGAUCGAAUCUCUCAGCCGUCCUACGUGCCCGACCUUCAGGACAUCCUCAGAGUCCGAGUGCCGACCACAGGUAUCAUCGAAUACCCGUUUGACAUGGAGAACGUCAUUUUCAGGAUGGUGGAUGUGGGGGGUCAGAGGUCAGAGCGGAGAAAGUGGAUCCACUGCUUUGAGAACGUCACCUCCAUCAUCUUCCUGGUGGCGCUCAGCGAGUACGACCAGGUCCUGGUGGAGUGUGACAACGAGAACCGGAUGGAGGAGAGCAAGGCCCUGUUCAAAACCAUCAUCACCUACCCAUGGUUCCAGCGCUCCUCCAUCAUACUUUUCCUGAACAAGACUGACAUCCUGAAGGAGAAGAUCAUUCACUCUCACUUAUCCACUUACUUCCCUGAAUUCACAGGACCUCAGCAGGAUAUUGGAGCAGCUCAAGAUUUCAUCCUGAAGAUGUACCAAGAACAAAACCCGGACAAGGACAAGACUCUGUACCCUCACUUCACCUGCGCCACAGACACAGAAAACAUCCGCUUCGUCUUCGUCGCCGUCAAAGACACCAUCCUCAGACACAACCUGAAGGAGUUCAACCUGGUGUAA